AUGAGGGUUGUCAUAGGUCAUCUUCACGUGAUGGAUACACACCUGACAUACAACGCAGGUCAGUCGGCAUGGAGUGUCUCUCUCAUCCACACGCAGCUGCUCUCAUCGAUCUGUUUCCAUCCCACCAGCGCACACAAGGCACAAAACACACACACACGACACUCGUCAUGUCCUCCACCACACCUGCAGACAGACAGACAAGGGAACAGACAACCAACCAUCAGAUCGGUCACACCCAUGGGCACACACCCGCAGCCAAUCAAGUGACUGACCCCACUCACCAGUCGCAGCACAAUGACAAGAGCAAGCGGCCAGUGGGGCGGCCCCGCCGCCCAGCAAGCCGUAGAAUACAUAGAAUUUGCAUCGGCGUUCUCCACCGGGCCCUCGGCAAUGUCUCCUGCACACACAACAUACACACAAAGGAGAGAGGUGUCUCGAGCCGUUUAGAUGCAUCAAUCCUCCCCUUAAGCCCCUUGCCAAGGACCCAAGUAUGCUCACCACAGAGCCCCUCGAAGCGCAUCAGGCUAUCUUCUACAAACACAUACCGCGCCAGCUUCUCGGCCGUCCAGUGGACACUCCCACGUGGUGGUGAAGCGGUGCUGUCCUCCUUCUUGUCUGAGGAGGCCCCAUCGAGCACCACUACUGCAGGCGCGUGUCUCCCGCCACCCCGAUCUCUCACAGACACUGUUAUCGUCCCGUCAUGCUCGUCCUUAAGCCCCUCACUCAUAGCCACUGAUAGGAUGUGGUCCUCGUCAAAUGCCACACCGGGGAUCUGCUGUGCCUUCCCAACAAAUGCGGAGGAAUCGUUGCCUGGGUUGGCGAGGAACGUCGCAUUGAGACCGCUCAGUGCCGCGAUUGUGUCGGUGUGUCUCGCGGUCGUGAAGAGAGGGAACAAUCGCCGAGAGAGGGGACAGAACUUGCAGUGGGAUGCGGGCAGCACGGUUGGGCGAGAGGGGAAGUGCUUAAUAUAGAGGGCGAUGAUGCCGGCAGGGUCCUUCUGCAGCCACACCAGAGGUCCCAUUAGCACAAAUAUCUCAUCGUCUGCCCGUGACGCAUUCAUCGCCUUCAUCCGCUUCUCUAGCGACGUCAGUGCAUCUCUCCUGUGGGGCAGCAGGGUGAGCGACACACCAAAGGGUAGCUGAUGGACAGCAGAAAGCGCCGUGCUCUUGCAGAAGCUCAUCCGCUGCUGCUGCGCGUCCGUGCCAGUGAGAUACUCCCACCGGGACUGCAGGUCCCUGUCUCCCGUGCUCAUGAGGUGCAGGUGCCUCCCCUCUUUGCUCGCAUCGGCACACGUGCUCUUGUCCGCAUAUUUCUUCACAGACGGGCCUUUGGGUUCUUUACCAGCAAAGUGAAUGCCGAAGUUGCCCUCCUCGAACUGGUUGUAAGAGUGCCGCCCGAACUCGGUAUACUGAAGGAGACACAUGUUGUGCUGCGCCUCCCUGCUGAAGAAGCGAAAGCAAGUCUGCCCAUAGCACCGAUUCCCCAGACAUUCGUCCAGGUUGGAUCGGCAUUUUGUGGGUGAGCCGAGGAGCACAAACACAAGGGCCGUCUGGUCGCCCCCGAUGGGCUGCGGCGGUCUUGGUACGAUCUUCAGCGCAUCCGCAAUCAGCCUGUGUGAGAACUCGGUGUUUUUGAGAAAGAAGGCCCCGCUGUUGAUCGCAGUGGUGGUGGUGUCAGUGAAAAAGAUAGCGUCUCUGUCCUCACACUUCCACUUGCGGAUGAGCGCCUCGAUCGGCUCCUCACAGUUGACCACGAUCAUGUCCGCGUCCUUCCACACAAUAUAGUCAUAGCCCUUCUGCUGCAGCGCAUACGACACCAGCUGCAGCUUCCGCUCAUACGGCGACGAGAAAGACCCCGCCCCGAUGAGGUCCAGAACCUGCUGCACUGUCUUGGUGAGAAUGGAAGCCCUGGGACGGACAUCCACAACGAGAGAAUACCCCCACUUGUUGGCGUACGCCUUGACGUUGCUGAGAGAUGCCUCCCAGUCCUUGGCCUCCGAGCUGGGGUACCACAUAAGCGACACAAUCGCGAUUCUCGCAGCGUCGCCGCGGCCAGGGAUGGUCUGAAUAGAGGACUGGUCGCGCACCGGUGGCAGAGGGGACGAUGCAGGGGCGCCAGCAGCUGACACUUGCAUGGUCGGAAGGCCGACCGGGGGCUCGAGAGCUCCGUUGUAAUGGGCCAUUUUGGUUUUUAUCGGCAGGAGGGAUGGAGCGUCUUCUGCAGUGGUGCUGGAGUUGGCAGCUGCUGUUUUGCCGAUAUGGCGGCCUGGCGGUUGUC
Molecule: messenger RNA, 2277 nt
Organism: Vitrella brassicaformis
Lineage: Eukaryota; Vitrellaceae
Source: the annotation of a GenBank genome assembly